AAGUUAAACUAGAAGAGUAGAUUAAUUAAAGGUAAGAAAGAGAGAGAGAGAGAGAAACAUUCCUUGGUAUGGGAGUGGGGAAUGGUGGUUGUUGGAUUAGAGUUAAAGAAUUAAGUAAAAGUAGAAGCAAACAAGCAUCGGAUGCAGUAGUCUGUUGCACAUGAUUUGCCAAUUGAAAAAAGGUAAACAUAGAUAGAUAAGAGAGAAAGCACUCUACUAAACAAAGGGUGUGUCAUAAUUAAAUAGAUGAAACAAUUAUAGCUUAUAGUCACGGAAAAAGAAACUUCUACCCAACCCAUGCUCACACACACUCACAGAUCCCUCACCCAAGUAGCUUUGCACCCAAGUAGCUUUGCACCCAAGUAGCUUUGCACCCAAAAAUCAAAAUCCACAACCAGACAAAGAUUUUCUCCCUUCAUCACACUCCACACCCACCACCACUCCUUCAACCCCAUCUCAUCUAACUUCAACCUACUUCUCAUUACAACCUAAAAAUCUCUGCUUUUUCAUACCCCUCAAAACAAAUGAAAAUAUUGGGGCAAAGGAAAGAAACAAAAAGUAACAUUCCUCUUUAGUUCUUCUCUCUAUUCUCCGCAUUGUGCUUUUUAUACUGUUCAUUCAAAAUCAAAAACUAUGAGGAAGCAUGGAUGGCAACUACCUUACCAUCCUCUUCAGGUGGUGGCUAUUUCUGUGUUUUUAGCGUUGGGGUUUGCUUUCUACGUGUUCUUCGCUCCUUUUGUUGGAAACAAGAUGUAUCAGUAUAUUGUCAUUGCCCUUUACACACCGCUGAUUACUGUUGUUUUUGGGCUCUACAUUUGGUGUGCUGCAGCUGAUCCAUCAGAUCCUGGGGUUUUUAAGUCCAAAAAGUAUCUUAAAAUUCCAGACAAUAAAAAGGUUGUUGGGCAUAAGAGUUCUAAAUUAGGUGAAGAGUCAACUCCGUCAAUGCAUGAUGCAAACGAUUCAACGGUUGGAGGAAAUUCCAUGGAUAAUGAAACAUUUGGAACAGAAGGAAAUAUGAAAAAUGCUUCAAAUUCAGUAGAGAAAGCAAAUGCAUCAUCUUCUUGUUUAUCUUGUUUCCUCUUGGUUUGCUCUCCUUGUGCUUAUAUCUGCCGCUGCUCUGGUUCAAGUGAGGAAUCUUCUGAUAAGCAAACAAGUGAAGAUGGCAUGUUCUAUUGCAGUUUGUGUGAAGUUGAGGUCUUCAAAUACAGCAAGCACUGUAGAGUCUGCGACAAGUGUGUAAAUCACUUUGAUCAUCAUUGCCGAUGGCUCAACAACUGUAUAGGGAAAAAGAACUAUAGGCAAUUUUUCACCCUGAUGAUUGCUGCUAUGCUCUUGUUUAUUCUUCAAUGGUCAACUGGGAUACUUGUGCUCAUCCGCUGUUUCGUUGAGAGGAAGCAAUUUUCUAUGGAAAUCUCCUCUAAGUUGGGAAGCAGUUUCUCUCUGGCUCCCUUUGUUAUUGUUGUGUCUGCUUGUACAAUUCUGGCUAUGAUUGCUACCUUGCCUGUUGUUCAGCUUUUCUUCUUUCAUAUCCUCCUCAUUAAAAAGGGACUCAGCACAUAUGAUUACAUUGUAGCUUUGAGGGAGCUGGAGCAAGAGCAGGAGCAGCUAGGAAAUGGAGGCCAGCAAAGUCCCCAAAUGUCAACUGUUAGCUCAUUUACUGGGUUGAGCAGUGCAAGCUCCUUCAAUGCUUUACAUCGUGGUGCUGGUGCCUGGUGCACACCCCCGCGCAUGUUUAUUGAGGAUCAGUUUGAUGUAGUGCCCCCAGAAACAAGUUCUGUGAGUUCACUGGGAAAGAAGUCAAUGAGAGAAGAGCCAUUAAAGAAAAAGAAUCCUGGAGCAGUCAAAAUUAGUCCUUGGACAUUGGCGCGAUUAAAUGCAGAAGAUGUUGCUAAGGCUGCCGCUGAAGCAAAGAAAAAGUCCAAAAUUCUGCUGCCUGUGAUAAGACAUGAUCAGUCUUCCAGGCUAGAACCAGACAGCAGUUUUGGCAGCAGUGGCCAAAGAAUGGUUCCUGCGAAUGAAAACAAUAAAAAGCAGGAUAAUAAACGCAUUUACCUUCCUGCCGACUUAUCUAUGGAAUCCAUGAUGAAAGUUUCUGCCAAUAAUACUGAUAGGGGCUUCAAUGGAAGGUCUGGGUUUGCCCCACUUCAGUAUGAAGCACGUAGUGCAUUUAAAACAAGCCAAGCAAUGCCAAGCUCAGCUGGAAUUGUUCUGUCGUCUCCUGAGAGCAGUUUAGACUCUCCUGAUAUUCAUCCUUUUCGGGCUUCGGGAGCUGAGGAAGCAAGGCAUCUUGCAGGUCUUUCAGCUGCUGAUGCUGCAGCUCUGAAGGAAAAUCCACUGUCGAGGUCAACAAGUGAUGGGUAUGAGGCCUCCGGUGGGGAAGACAGUGACCAGGUUCCUAGUAGGAUUGUUCAGAGAUCUGCAGAUCGGAGUAAUUUUCUUUUCAGAGCUGAUCAGGAUGAGAGAUCUUUCAGGCCUACAUUGUCAUCCAGCAAGAGUCACAGUAGACACUAGAAAGUUCUGACCACCAACUUAGGUGUCAAUUCGAUAACUAUCUUUUGCUGACUCUUUAGAUGGGAAUUGUUCAUUUUUUGAUUUGUGAGCUGGAGGUACUUGAGCAUCCAGUGGCCAUCAUCCUCUUUUGAUGCUGUUAAACGACGAUGCUCCUGAGUUUUGGAGGAUCAAGUGGUAACCGAUGUACAGAGUUUUGUCACUAUUAACUGAUAUGGUUGAGCUUCCUGUUACAUUGCCAUUGUUACUUCUGAGUUGUCCUUGCUUGCUAAUUUGUUAAGCUUUCUAUCCAGUUAUGGUACCUUAUGUUUAGGCAGAAUGGCUUGUUUGUUGUUACUUGCAUUUAAGAGAACUAGAAAUGGCUAUUUUAGGAAGAAUGUUUUUUCCUUUUCUUCAUCCCCACCCCAAAUUAUGUUACUAUACUAAUUAUAUCUCCAUCUUUUAUUUCUAUUAGAAUUAGAAUUAAGAUGUCUGUAUUGAGCCAGAGAUAGUUGGCAAAUUUAACAGCUUUUUAACGUCUUUUAC
Messenger RNA from Cicer arietinum (chickpea), 3033 nucleotides. Its product is annotated as probable protein S-acyltransferase 22. Gene Ontology annotation, molecular function: protein-cysteine S-palmitoyltransferase activity. The record is from RefSeq and is a predicted model, not a curated record. Gene Ontology annotation, biological process: protein targeting to membrane; peptidyl-L-cysteine S-palmitoylation. Gene Ontology annotation, cellular component: endoplasmic reticulum; Golgi apparatus. Lineage: Eukaryota; Viridiplantae; Streptophyta; Magnoliopsida; Fabales; Fabaceae.